GGCUCUCCCCCCUCAUUCCUUCACCACUCUUGAGCUCCAGACCUCCUCAGAGUACAUCUGAGGCACAUCAGGACACUAGAGGCCCAGCAGAUGUGGAUUCGUCUCUACACGACUCCUGAGCUUUUACAUGUGGGCAGCCACUGCCUGAAGCGACAGAUCUGGUACGUUGAUCAGAUCUAGAUAGGAUCUAGAUCUUUAGACCUGCAGAAAGGGACUUCGGCAGGACUUCUGGAGUCUCCACCUGAAGAAAUCCUGGAGUAUGAGGGUAAGCCGGGUGCUGCAGCUGUCCGUUUUGCUGUUGGGACUCUGUCAGGCCCACCGUGCCCCUCCGCCAGGCGAUCCCUCCACAUCACAGGAGGCAGGUGAGGUCCCCGUGUCCCUGCUGAGGAUGCUCUCGCUGGGCCUGGCUCACCUGCUGCAGGGGGCGGAGGAGAACGCAGAGCGGCUGGAGCAGCAGGGAGAGCAGGUGGCAGCAGAGCUGGACGGGGCCACAAAGAGUCUGGAGAGCCUUCGUAAGCAGAGUUUACGGGCAGGACGGACUCACAGGCAAGUGAGGAAGGACCUGCAGAUACUGAGUGCCAGGGGGGACAGGCUGUGGAGGACGGUCAGAGAUCUGCAGAAGGGGCUGGAGGAUCUGGAGGCGGAGCAGGGAGCCUUGCAGCACCGGAUGAACCGGAUCCUCCAGAGAGAGAAGAGCCUGACCGAGCCGAGGUCAGGGGGUCAAACUCAGCUCGACAUCAGCUCCAUGAAGGUUAUAAUUGAUAAACAGGCCCGGCGGCUCGCCAGUCUGACCGCAGAGGUUUCAGCCCGAGACAGAAUGAUUGACAGAGGCCUGCAGCACAUUGAGCACCUGGAGAAACAGGUGUCUGACAGCCUCCCAGCGGCACUGAGGGCAGAUUCCGACUCCGACUGUGUCUGAUGAGCACAGCUGCAUCAACACAGCGACUCUCAACAACUGUGUGUCUAAUUUACAUCAAAUUUGGGUUACUUUCAACAACAAAAAAGUAUUAUAGACUGUGUUUCAAACUUUUGUCAAUGUGUGUUGUCCUCUGUUUAAAAAUGGUUCAAAAACAAAACUUUACUCCUG
Molecule: messenger RNA, 1087 nt
Organism: Siniperca chuatsi (mandarin fish)
Lineage: Eukaryota; Metazoa; Chordata; Actinopteri; Centrarchiformes; Sinipercidae
Exons: 4
Coding region: 260-919 (219 amino acids)
Source: RefSeq, a predicted model, not a curated record